Molecule: messenger RNA, 5076 nt
Organism: Mus caroli (Ryukyu mouse)
Lineage: Eukaryota; Metazoa; Chordata; Mammalia; Rodentia; Muridae
Gene: Limd1
Product: LIM domain containing 1
Biological process (GO): response to hypoxia; negative regulation of hippo signaling; regulation of DNA-templated transcription
Cellular component (GO): nucleus; P-body; transcription regulator complex
Molecular function (GO): transcription corepressor activity
Source: RefSeq, a predicted model, not a curated record
CAGCGAGCUCCGGGGAUUGACUACCCGCGCGCUCACUUCCGCGUCCCGCCGCCGGCCGCCGCCAUCGGACAAUGGGCGGCGCGCCGCGGCUGCAGUGAGCUCUGCUGGAUCUGGCCACCGGCCCCAGGCCAGGGGCUGCCCAGUGUGUUUGCAAGUUCGAUUGUUCGACGUGGAUGUGAGUUUACUUUUUUCUGUGUACGUUCUCUGUCUUCUUUCUCCUGUUUUGGGUUUUAUGACUUGUAGAAGAGAACUUUUCUAAGCAGGCCGGGCACGGCUGAAGGCUGCUCUGCCCCCACGUGGACGCUCCCCAGGGGAAAAGAAGUCUGAAAGUAAACUUAGCCCCGCUGGCCUGAAGGCCUCAACUCUGGCUGGACUGUAAGUUUUGGAGUCAUGACCUUCUUGCUGGGCAGGUGGGAAUCUUUAUCUGCCUUAGGCUGGACCUGAAACCUCGGCCAGCACCCAAAUCUCCCCCACCACAUUCACACCUUGAACCAGGGCUAGGUCCCGGACACUGAUCUACAACAUGGAUAAAUACGAUGAUCUGGGCCUUGAGGCCAGUAAGUUCAUCGAGGACCUGAACAUGUAUGAGGCCUCCAAGGAUGGGCUCUUCCGGGUGGACAAGGGUGCUGGCAACAACCCAGAAUUUGAGGAAACUCGAAGGGUGUUCGCGACCAAGAUGGCCAAAAUCCACCUCCAGCAGCAGCAACAGCAGCAGCUCCUACAGGAGGAGGCCCUACCUAGGGCAGGCAGAAGCCCGGUCAACGGUGGGAACCGUCAGGGUGCGAGCAGCAAGCUGGCUGCAGAUGGGGCUGCUAAGCCUCCUCUGGCUGUGCCAACAGUGGCACCUGGAUUAGCUACCACCACUGGGGCCGUGCAGCCCUCGUACCCAUCUCAGGAGCAGAGGAUCAGGCCAUCUGCCCAUGGUGCAAGGCCUGGCAAUCAGAACUGUGGUUCCAGGGAGGGGCCUGUGAGUUCCCAGAGACCUGCUUUACAUGGCCUGGGUCCCUCCUGUGAAGACCCUUCCUGCCUCACUCACGGAGACUAUUAUGACAAUUUCUCUUUGGCAAGCCCACAGUGGGGUGAUAAACCUGAAGGGUGCCCCAGCGUGAGUCUGGGUGUAGGAAGUGGAUGGCCUGGUUGCCCAGGGAAUGACUCCACACUGCCCAAAUCCUGUGGAGACCAUCACCCUUACCAGCCACAGCUCUCCACACUGUGCUCUGGCAGGUCUUUUGAAAGUGGCAUCAGUGGCCAGGACGGUGGCAUUGGUGGCCAUAGCAGCGAGAAGCCAACAGGCCUUUGGUCCACUGCCUCCUCUCAGCGAGUGAACCUCGGCUUUUCUUCCAUGGGCUUGGAGAAUGGGACCUCCGCUCAACCCAAGGGCACAACUGUUUCAGCACCGAUGGUCCCUAGCAGCGCCAGCCAAGGAGCUUGUCCAAAAAGAGAUUCAGGUCUGGGAUAUGAGGCUUCAGGCAGGGUCUUCAAACCCCUUGUGGACACUCAGCCUUGGCUCCAGGAUGGGCCCAAGUCUUACCUCUCUGUUUCUGCUCCAUUAUCCUCAACAGCUGGCAAGGACAGUGCCCAGCCAGGUAUGACUACCGGGCUGGAUCCUAAGUUUGGAUGCGUGGAGUCUGGCACUAGUCCCAAACCCAGCCCCACCAGUAACGUCCAUCCGGUAAUGUCCACUCCAUCUGAGUUAUCUUGUAAAGCGAGUUCUCCCAGCUGGUCCACUGACAGUAGCCUGGAACCUGUGCUCCCAGGGAGCCCCACCCCCUCCAGGGUGAGAUUGCCCUGCCAGACCCUGGCACCGGGCCCUGAGCUUGGACCCUCCACUGCGGAAUUGAAGUUGGAAGCCCUCACCCAGCGUCUGGAGCGAGAGAUGGAUGCUCACGCCAAAGCGGACUACUUCGGUUCCUGUGUGAAAUGCAGCAAAGGGGUGUUUGGAGCUGGCCAGGCCUGUCAGGCCAUGGGAGAUCUCUACCAUGAUGCAUGCUUCACCUGUGCAGCCUGCAGCAGGAAGUUAAGAGGAAAGGCCUUCUAUUUUGUCAACGGCAAAGUAUUCUGUGAGGAAGACUUUUUGUAUUCUGGCUUUCAGCAGUCUGCGGACAGGUGUUUUCUUUGUGGACACCUGAUCAUGGACAUGAUCCUACAGGCCCUAGGGAAGUCCUAUCACCCCGGCUGUUUCCGCUGCGUCAUCUGUAAUGAAUGUCUGGAUGGGGUUCCUUUCACCGUGGACUCUGAGAACAAGAUCUACUGUGUCCGAGACUAUCACAAGGUGCUGGCCCCCAAGUGUGCAGCCUGUGGCCUUCCCAUCCUUCCGCCAGAGGGUUCAGAUGAGACCAUCAGAGUUGUGUCCAUGGACAGGGACUACCACGUAGAAUGCUACCACUGUGAGGACUGUGGUCUGGAGCUCAAUGACGAGGAUGGUCACCGCUGCUAUCCACUGGAGGACCACCUGUUCUGUCACUCCUGCCAUGUCAAGAGACUGGAGAAAGGGCCCUCACCUGCACCCCUCCACCAGCACCACUUCUAGCAAGGAGACACAGUGGAGAUACGGGGCCAGGCUGCAGGGGGAGAUGUCUGUGUAGCACUUCUGAGCUCUCCCACAGCUGGGGCACAGGAAGAGGAGGGACAGGAGGUCAAGUUCCUGUGUGUGUGUGUGUGUGUGUGUGUGAGUGUGUGUGUGUGUGUGUGUGUGUGUGUGUGUGUGUGUGUGUGUGUGUGUGUGUGUGUGUGUGUGAGAAGAGGGUAUCUUCCUUCUAACUGCAGCAGUGCGCACUCCCCAUCCAGUCCAUGUGUUUUCGAAGUGCUUUUCUCUAUUGCCACACUCUCGCUGAAUCACUCAGGAAGAUGCUCCAGCUUGCACGUGGCCCCUGACACAAGAUGGGGCCUUUGUGACUGGACACAUCCUAGUCCCUGGAAAGCAGGUUUUCAGGUUGUGUUGAGCACAUUCCACAGUGUCCCUAAAGAGAAACCGUGAUGGAGUUGAGCAGCACUUCCUCCGGGCGAGCGCCUGCACCCGGAUAACCCUCACACAGCCUAUGGCGUGACUUAACAGUUCAGUCCACUUCAGAGCUUUAGCUCUUCUGAGAAUGCUUCAAACACUUGACUGCAUUGCAGCUAGAAAGAGGCUCUGCAUAUGCUUUGUACAUUGGAGUUUGCUUGGUGAAGGCGAGCCAAGCUUGGACAUCUGGGAGGCUGGGUCUCCCUGCUGUGCCUCUGCCUUUCCUCCUGCACUUAAGGCAGUGGAGUUGGGGCAGAGGCUUGCCCUGUCCUAUACAGCCAGCUCAGAGAGAACUGGUGCAGGCACCAGGCUUCUUGUCCAUGCUUGGUGCUGUGUUUUCAUUGCUUCCUCCAGUCUGUGACAUUGGAGUUGCUUUCUCAAGGUGAGUCUGAGGAUUCCUCAUAUCCCUGUCACCUUGUUCAACUCAUUUGAACAUGACCGUUGGGAAUCCCAGUCCAUAUCCUGGGAGAGAGCUACUUCUAAAAGGAAAGUUUUGUGUGUGAGAUCUCAGAGCUAGCACCAGAGGGAGUGCCCGAGCUUGUUUCAGCGGACUUGUAUCUCUCUGGCCCUCUUCUCAGCACAGACGUUUGCUUGGUUUGAGGAAACCAAUAUAAGGUACACUGCUUUUGUCUGUUUUUUUUAAACGUCGUUCUUUCUCUCUACCUUUUCCCACACACAAAACAUACCUCACAGAUAGUUUUCACCAAAUCACAGAUCAAAGAGGAAUUCAUCCAUCAUAUUGGAGACUGUUGGUGUAUCAGCAGUGGCCGUUUUCCAACUCUUGAACUACAGCUAAGCAGUACAGUCGCAACACAAGGCCUUCUGAGACUAGCUGCAACUGAAGUCAUGAGGCUCUGGCCUCAUGUGCCUAUGCAUGCUGGCUCCCGAGGUAGCCAGGCUAAGAGGGAGACCACAUGCUGUCAAUAUUAAGACCACUUCUGAGGUGGAUAUGUGGACAUACCCAUCCUCCCAACAUUUGAGAGCCUGAAGUUUGUGAGUAGGCAUUUAAGGCUGUCCUCAACUACAUGAGGCCAUGACCUCACUCAAAAAAAACUUAAAAGAGAAAGAAAAAAAAAACCCCACCCAGCAUUGAAGAACAUAAUUAACUUUGCCUAUCACUUCCCGAGGCCAGAGUUCAGUGCCUCCUUGGAAGUUCAAACGGGUAAAACUGGAAAAACAAAAAUGAAAUGGGUUUCCAUCUGCUGUCUUAUCUUCAGGGAGUGCCCCAUGACUUGUGGCAGGAAGGCUGCAGUGUCAGCAGUCAGGCUGGGUACCCAGCAGCUGGCUUGGGUGGUGAAGCAAGGCCCGUAGAGUUCCUGCCACAUGUGAAUAUGGACUCUUGACUAGGCCUCAGCUAGACCUGGUAGCUACUGCAAUCCUGCUGGCCUCCAUUGCCUAUGAGAAGUUCAGAACUAGCACUGUGGACCAGGAACAUCUUUUUCAUUUUUAUCAGGUUCCUUCUGUUGGGAUCCUUUGGCCAGAUGUUACUCGCUUCCUGUUCUAGACAGAGCCCCCUUAAAAAAAAAAGCUAUGAAUGUAUGGGGCCACCGAGAUAGACCCUGAGACCAGCCCUGUUUUCUCUCUUCAGUUUCCCAGGCUGGCUUUGGCAAGGGUGGCAGGGAAAGGAGAAGAGACAAUGUCUUUGCCUCCCUGGAGGCUCUGGUAGAGUCUAAUUUCGUGUCAAGAUGAUUGAUGAAGAUUGCAGUGAAAUUAGUGUCUGAGGUAGAUGGGAUUUGUUUGCAAAUUGAUUAAUUUAAAACUCUGUGAUUAAUUUUUAAAUGAAAUUCCUGAUUGAGGUGAUUCAGAUCUGUUUGCAAAUACUACAUUUUAUAUUAUCAAAACAAUAAAGAAAUUUGUAGACUUCCCAGAACCCCCAAGACUGUCUUCUUUGACUGUUUGCUGGAGAAGGCACCACUAGGGGUCUCAUUGUCUCUAUCUCAGGCCUGUGCAAUAAAACAUGAAGAUAUAUAUAUUCACUUAUCUGGGAUUUAAAAUGUUCUAUAAAUUUUGGCCAGAUAGAGCUGUAAGGAGAUUAUACUUAUAGCUAUGUAGGAGGGAACGAAGGGAGUUGGUAG